AUGGCCACCUCCGUCACCCUCACCAGUCAGGAUCUGGCCACCUCCGUCACCCUCACCAGUCAGGAUCUGGCCACCUCCGUCACCCUCAUCAGUCAGGAUCUGGCCACCUCGUCACCCCCAUCAGGAUCUGCCUCCGUCACCAUCACCAGUCAGGAUCUGGCCACCUCCGUCACCCUCACCAGUCAGGAUCUGGCCACCUCCGUCACCCUCACCAGUCAGGAUCUGGCCACCUCCGUCACCCUCACCAGUCAGGAUCUGGCCACCUCCGUCACCUCACCAGUCAGGAUCUGGCCACCUCCGUCACCCUCAUCAGUCAGGAUCUGGCCACCUCCGUCACCCUCACCAGUCAGGAUCGCCACCUCCCUCACCAGUCAGAUGCCCCUCCUCACCCUCACAGCAGGAUCUGCCACCUCCGUCACCCUCACCAGUCAGGAUCUGGCCACCUCACCCCCACCCUCCCUCACCAGUCAGGAUCUGGCCACCUGUCCCACCAGUCAGCACUCCCCAGAUCGCACUCCGUCCCCACAGGAUCUGGCCACCUCCGUCACCUCACCAGUCGGAUCUGGCCUCCGUCACCCUCACAGUCAGGAUCUGGCCACCUCCGUCACCCUCACCAGUCAGGAUCUGGCCACCUCCGUCACCCUCACCAGUCAGGAUCUGGCCACCUCCGUCACCCUCACCAGUCAGGAUCUGCCACCUCCGUCACCCUCACCAGUCAGGAUCUGGCCACUUCCGUCACCCUCACCAGUCAGGAUCUGGCCACCUCCGUCACCCUCAUUUGUGCGGUGUUUUACGUCAGCGGGGGAGGGAGGGGCAGUGUUGGUCACAGGCGGCGACUCAAUACAAAACAACUGA
Molecule: messenger RNA, 855 nt
Organism: Homarus americanus (American lobster)
Lineage: Eukaryota; Metazoa; Arthropoda; Malacostraca; Decapoda; Nephropidae
Exons: 2
Coding region: 1-855 (284 amino acids)
Source: RefSeq, a predicted model, not a curated record